AGGAGAGAGGGAGGCCUAAUAUCUGACCUCUGACAAAUAGCUCUUCACACAGAGAGAGAGAGAGAGAGAGAGAGAGAGAGAGAGGGAAGUGUGGCUCCUCAGUCCUCAUAAACUCAGGUGGACUAAUAGGUUGAAGGUCUGGCUGCAGGUCCUCAGAUGUCCACUAAGCCCAAAGAGCGACACAGCACAUAAACACAAUCAUUUAUAUUCAGCUACGGGGGGAAUGUAACACCUUUAGUGAAAAGUUGUUAUUCGUAUUCGAUAAUGAAAUACUGAUUUAUGUGAAAAAUCAUUCAAACUUAGGUCAGUGUGUUAUGAGCGACAGAGUCUGCGUUCUGAGGGAGAACUGAACAUUUAUGAAGGGUUUCGGUGGUUUGAGUUUUGGGGGUGAGAUUAGAUAUUUGUCAAAGAUGCAUGUAUUGACCAAUGCUUGUUAGCAAUCGAAAAAAAACGCUGAGUGAUUCAAAUUGUAGUUAUUGUGUGUGAUCACUUGGGGGUGCUGUUGCCAGACUUUGUGUUUACUCUGGGAGAUGCAAGUAGCCGGGUCAGUGUUUCUUGACAGAGACAGAGGUAAGAAAUAUUUCCAUGCAUGUGAUUUAUUACAGACAUGCAGUUAAAGUGAAGAGGAGAGGAGGCGACAAAUUUCAUUUAGCGGAGAGCACACGAACACACAUACACAUACAGAAACACACACAUUCACACACAGCACUUUGUAAUGAAGAGCAUGCAGUCCAGUGCCAGUUGUAUUGACAGACAGAUGUGAAAGCUCUCAGCUGUGAUUAGAACUGAGUCAAUCAGACGCACAGACAGGCAGACUUACUGUAUAGUAUUAAUAUCUACUGGGCUGUGAGUCUGUCGCACUUAAAAUGACCUAUUUUUGUUUUCCUGUCAAAGACUUUUGAGCUAUGUGUCAGACACACAAACAUUAUUAUAGAGCUGCACAAACUUUUGGAUUUUUUUAAAGCUUAUCUUAGUGUAAUGAAAAUAUGUCAUUGUUAGACGCAUGUGAAAUGAAGUGAAGCUAUAGUCAUAUGUUUGAGUCAGGAGAUGUUUUAAGGUAGAGCAAACUUCAACAGCUAACAUUUGCUAGCAAGCUAAGCGGCUGACGUUAGCUAGCUCAGGGAGGAUAAUUUAAUAUGGUAAUUACCACCUUUUGAUGAUUACCUCUUUUUACCUUUAUUAGCAUUUUUAAAAAUCCAAAUAUUGAACUGAUAUGACUUUUAUUAUUAUUAAGUUAUCAUAUUGUUUCCAAAAUAUUACUUGUUAUUAUUAAAUAAUUUUGUAUUUAGUAUUUUGACAUUUGUUUUUGGCCUCUUGUCGCCCUGUACCACUUUGGUAAUAACAUAUUACAUUAUAACCGAGCUGUAAUGUAAAGUGCUGCCCAAUGAUUUUCCCUGUUGGUUGUGGAACAUCUUGACCGGCCUGUACAGAGCCUUGACCUCGUCCCCGUCCAACACCUGUGGGAUGAACCGGAAAUGCGAGCCAGGCAUCAUCAGACAAAAAUCGGGGCCUGGCCUCGCUGAUGCUCUUGUGGCUGAAGUGGAGCAAAUCGCUGCAGCCAGGUUCUUGUGUAAACCCUGAAACCGGAAGAGUGGUGGCUGUUAUUGCAGCAGAUUAACGCCCAUAGUUUUGGGAUAAGAUGUUGAUUGAAUACAUGUGGCGGUGAUGUGCACGAGUCCACAUACUUUUGGUGAUAUGUCUUGUUGCCCUGUAGCCUGGACGAUUGGCAAUCUUUGAUUGCUUAUAUUGAUUAAUAACAAAGCUUUAGCAAAAUACUGUACUAUAUACUGUAUUGUACUUCAGGCCAAUGAGGCUUAUUGAAUUGAACUGUAUUGAGAGAGAGAGGAAGCGAGGGAGAGGCUCCUCAUACUUUAAUUGAGUUCAAAAGUUGACUGGGCCGACCAGCCUCUCUCGCUUUUAUGUCCACUUGAAUCAUGGUGACAGUGUGUGUGCGUAUGUGUGUGCGUAUGUGUGUGCGUAUGUGUGUGUGUCUGCUGUAGCAGACCAUACUUCAGCAGCCGCAGACUUUGAGCCAGAUCAUCUCUCUCUCUCUCUCUCUCUCUCUCACUCUCUGUCUCUCUGUCUCUCUCUGUCUCUCUCUCUCUCUCUCUCUCUCUCACCAUCAGCUGUGAUUACUUUGGUAAAACAGCGCUGCGUCGCAGAGAACCAAUUUUCCUAAUGCACAGGCCUCACACACACACACACACGCACACACACACACUUGCAGAGCAUGGUUAUUGAUGAGGUAAAUGGGGAGGGGGGCAACAAGGGGGCACACACACUGCUGGGAAAUGGGGAGAGAGAGAGAAAGUGAGAUGGUGGGACUGAGAGAGAAGGACAUGCUAGACGGGACAAAGAGAUGGACAACGGGAGAGACAUAUAGAAAGGAAAAAGAAGGAGGAAGAAGAAGGACGAGGAGGAUGAGGACGUGGACAUUCAGACGCGGAGACUGUGUUCUGGUAAUGGAGCAGGACGUCCAGUUAAAGAGCUAAUAAAGCAAAGGACACAGAGAGGGAGACAAGGAGAAGGAGGGUGGGAGGAUACAAGGGGGAAUACUAAGAUCUUUCCUCAUGGACGAUGGACUGGUUUGACUCGCCGGCGGUAGAAGAAAAAAACGAGACGAAUUUUCCUUCGGGAUGGUUUUACUUUUUGUCAGCUGCUGAGAGAAAAUAUAAUAUAAAAAGAGAGAAAUAGACAGAAACAGGUGGAAUAGUGCUGAUCCAGUGUCUCAGACAGUGAGACGGUCAUCAUGAAAUACUGCAACGAUAGCAAGCACAGUCAGACAACCGGCUCCUGGUGUGAGGAGGUUCAUUCUCCACAAAGUCUGUCCUCUUUAAAGCAAUCGAAAGGACAAAUGAAGACUGGGUAUCUGGGGUUCUGGAUAUGGAUGUCUGGAAACCCUUUGUAGCAUGUAUGUAGUGAUCAUUUUCUCUCAAGUUUUGAACUUUCUGUCAGGAAAUCAUUCAGCGGCUCUGGAGAGAUGACUCCUGUGAAGAGGAGGCUGGAAAUACUACGUGCUGGAAAAUGUUGCCUUUGUCCGGGAGAUAAAUCGACUGACACCGUCUGCGUAUCCAUGGCAAAUGGAGAUCUCCACGGAGAGCAGGGAAAGGGAUUUUAAGAAUAGUCGGAGAAGAGUUGUCCGAUCCCGGGACAUUAUUCUCUCUCAUACUCAACAGGAACUUCUCUUAAAGGCCGAUCCAAAAAGAAUCUCUCCUCAAAGUCCUUUGCUAUCUGCGAAGAUCUUCUGUUUACAGUGUGUUUCCACAUGGCAACUCUUUUGAAGACUCACCACCGUAAACCACUCCUGAAGGUGUGAUCCUGCAUCCACAGGUCUCUCUUUAAGGCUGGGUCGAGGUUAAAAUCUCUCUGAGGCCGCACACGCACAAGAAACCUCUCUUCAAGACAUAUAUCAAGGACAAGCCUUUUUACAAUGAACUAACUAUAAAUCUCUGUGUAAAGCUCUCUAUCUACUACAAUCCUCUCUGUAAGGCUCUGUGUCCAUGUACACCAACUUGAGAUUUGCAUAUCUACCAGAAUAUCCACAAAGAUCCUCUUUUUAAAGUUUAAUAUCCUGGAACUGGGAAGUCUUUAAGAUUUAAAUUUCCAUCAGAGCCUCUCCCCUUUCUUUUUUAAGGAUCUCUAACUUCUACGAUCCAUAGGAACCUCUCGUUAUCCAACUGGAAUCUCUUUUUAAGACACUCCAUCCACCUGAACCUCUCCUUCAAGCUCUUUUCAGACGGUAUCCACCAAGAAUUCAAGGUUAAACCUCAAGGGCCUCUCUGUAACCGUGUGCUCCAAAAAGACACUUCAUUCACCUUAAUCCAUCCCUCACGCUGACACAUACGUGGAACCUCAAUCAAGAAUGUCUCUUAUUUAAGGACCCCCCCCCCCCCAGCAACAACAACUUAUGGUCAUACAUCUACCACAGUGUUCAAGACCAACAUCUUCCCACACUUGAAGUCCUGCUGGAUAAAACCGAGACUCUGACAGGGACGUAAGACUGACAAAAAAAAAAAAAAGAUCUUAAAAAAAUCGAUGCAGUUUUUAUGCACCGCUCGUGUCUCUCCUCCUGAACUUUCACAUCGUCACAUCGGAGUAAUUUAGGCUGAGCAUCUACUACCGUUACCGUAGCAACUGGAGCAGGAGUGCUGCAGCAUGGGACUCAGCUGCUUCAAGUCCUGGAAACAUGACAGUACAGGCCACAAAGGUAACAGAGAUGUGUUGGCCAGCCCAGGCUCGUAUUUCUUCCUGUCCAACAGCGCCGGUCAGGGUGACGAGUGGCUGAAGAGCCUCAACAAGGGAGUCUGGAUCCCUUUUACAGGGGUCUUUGGUCAGCGUCUGGAGGAGACGGUGCUGUAUGAGCGACGUUAUGGGGUGCGUUUGGUUCCUCUGGUGGUGGAGCAGUGUGUGACCUUCAUCCGGGAGCGUGGCCUCCAUGAAGUGGGCUUGUUUCGUCAGCCAGGACAGGCCAGUCUGGUGAAAGAGCUGCAGCAGGCUUUCGAUUCAGGGGAGAGGCCGUCCUUCGACAGCAGCACAGACGUCCACACCGUGGCAUCACUACUGAAGCUCUACCUCAGACAGCUGCCGGAGCCUCUGGUUCCUCACAGCUGCUACCAGGACUUCCUGCUGUGUGGACAGAAGCUGAGGAGUGACCGCACACAGGGUUUAGGGGAGUUGAGGAAUCUUCUUCAUGAGUUGCCAGUUGCAAACUUCAACCUACUGAACUUCAUCUGCCAGUUUCUGAACGAGGUCCAGAGUUACUCUGGCAGCAACAAGAUGAGCGACCAAAACUUGGCCACUGUGUUUGGGCCAAACAUCCUUCGAGCCAAAGCUGAAGACCCACAAAGCAUCAUGGGAGGCGCAGCAUUGGUCCAUGUCUUGAUGUUGGAGCUGAUCAGAGAGCACGAGUCUCUGUUUGCCAAAGUAGAGCCACACAUCUCCACCCAUCCACCGGGAGGUCCGCAUGCGUCACCGGGCGCUCUGAGGCAGCCUCAUCUUCACCCGACGCCCUGCCUUCGCCAGCUGUCUAUGCCUCUCAUCGCAGAGCGCUCCAGGGAGCCGGGACAGCCCGCCACAGAUGCACAGAACCCCAGCUGUAUCUACUCUGCUGCUGCCAAUUCAGACUCGUCCUGGGCCCAGAAGAGACUCCUCGGCCAUCGCUACACCUCCUCCCACCCAGAGAACUGCUUCUACCCCCUGCCCUCUUCCAGUCAGUCCCCUCAGCAUCACCAGCAUCAUGCUGGCCAAGGACCAUCUCCUGCAAAUGCUCAAGCCUCUACAACCAGUCUCCAUCUACAAGACCCACUUCCUGACACCUCCAAGCCCAGACUGACGCUAAUGGGCUGGGCAGAGGCGUGGUCAGGCCCCGGAGAGGCAGAUGCUGGUUUCUGGAGCUCUAGUGCUGCAGAGGAAGCGGCUGCAGUGCCAGAAACAGCUAGUAGGGGCAGCAGCGAAGCUCAGGAGGAUAGUACCCCUUCUGCUUACGACAACAUGGACAGAGUGGCUUUACAUCAGAGGAUGGAGGAUGUCCCUGGAGGAGCUUUUGAAACCAAGAAUCCUGGAGGCCGUAUUGGAACUUGUGAAGAGGAAGCUGAGCUACAGGAAGCUGGGCGAACAAGGGACUCCUCCUCUUCGUGGUCCUCCUGUGAGGUUCUACCAUUGGACGAGAGCGGUAAUGCUGCAGGAGCCGUUAGUCCCGACAUGUCACCUGAGAAACCUAAAAGGUUACCUUCGAGUCAGGUAGCAGAGGAGGAAAACAGGGCUAAACACGGCCAUGAAGACAACAACAACAACGACGACGAUGAAGAUGAUGAUGGCAUCCACCACCCUAACUCCCCCGCCUCCUGUUCUGUACUCAGUGACAGCUUUCUCAGCACAGGCAGUUCAGAGGUGUUCCUCCCCUCUGGUCCUCCAAACUUCCAGGGGCCUGAACCUGAGUCACAGCCCAGAGAGGCUCACUCACUCCUGGCUGAGCUGCAGAAGCAGAUGGCCCAGCAGAAGGCCGAGUACCAGGCCAGGAUACAGAGGUUGGAGCGCUGCAAUGAUGUCCUCGAGCGGCAGGUUGCCGUUCUCCGGGUCACUCUGGAGCAGCAGAAGCGCAGCCAAAGCGUCGCCGAGAUCAAGAUUCGGAAUAUGGAGCGAGCCAAGGCCGACGCGGACCGCCGAAACUCCACGCUGCAGAGAGACAUGGAGCUGUUCUUCCAGAUGUAUGGAGAGAUCAGGAGAAGAGGAGGAGGUGAAGGAGGAAGAGGAGGAGGGAGCCUCUGAGGAUGGUAAGAAAGAGAAAGAGAGAAAUUCUUUGAAGUUAAUGGUUGGAUCAGAGGAGGAAGGGAAGGAUCGCUGCACAGAGCUCAACGAAAGGGACGGAUGGAUAAACAGUUUGAAAGAGUGAGGGGAAGAAGAUGAUCCACGAUGACGGGAGAUCCAACUGCAAGCUGAACAUUAAAGCAGACCAUGAAGGCAUCAAAACCUGAAGGUGAAACAGCCGGAUACAGAAGACAAUCUGAAGAAGCAGUUUUGGAUGUUGGCGAGCAUCCUCACCUGUGCUGUGACGGUUUGGACUUCCUAGUUGUGGAGCUGUUGGAUUUGUUGACUGGAGAAACUGCGUGUCCUUCUUUAUGCAGAGGUUAGUUAUUAAUCAACACGAUCCUAUAAGAAACCAGAUUCCAUCCAAAAUCAUUCUUGAACAGCAAAGAUCUGGUGGAGAACUGGAAACUGAAAGCUGGUCUGGACCGUAAGACUCUCAUUGAUGUCAGAGCUGCUGCACUGCUCACACUACAAGAUGUUUAGUCCCAGACGGUUGUUGUUGACAUGGGGGGUUCACAACCUACACCACUGAUCUCACACGAGGUGUACUGACUACAGGAUUAUUUCAUCUGGAGGGAACUGUGUCCGGAGUGCAUGUCAGAUGUCAUAAAUCGAAAUCAGAGUCGGUCCAUCAGUCCAUCUCUUGUGGCUACAUAAGACAGAGCAGUGAUACUGGUCUUCGCCUUCUUUGAAGCCCUUUGUCACGAUUUUCUGCUCAGACUUGUCUCUAAGAUACUCCAACAACAAGCGCUUCCUGCUUUUGGCUACGACACAAUCAAACAUGUUUGAUGUUUACCGACUUGUUGGGACAUUUCAAGAGCAAAGGUCAAGAUGUGUCCCAGAACGACUCGACCUAGACAAAGUUUAGUGAUGGAGAAAAUCGUCGAUUCCUUUCUGGAAGAAAAAAAAGAAAAAAAAAGAAGGAGGGUUUCAGUCUCAGUUCUCAAAAACAUGUGGGACAGGAGACUCAUCGCCAAAGUUGUGUAGUCUGCGUUGGGUUUCAGAGAAAUGAAAUGAAAUCUUACAGUGAAAUCAGAGAGGUGACGAUUUGGAGUUUCUACCAUCUAAAUGGAAAGUUUGAAUUCCACGUGGGAAAGAUUUCUCAAAAUCUCAAAAUACACUGAUAUUUCAUUUUCAAGUGAUAUAGCAUUUCCUACAUGCACCAAGUGCUCACAUGAUGCAAGAUGAAGAAAACUUUAUGUUUGGAAACUCCAAGGUUCUCCAUGGUUCUUUGGUUUUUCACAGCUCAGGACCGAAGUCAACGGGUAUAUUUAUAACAUACACUGUUGUCUUUGCUCUGAUGAAAUGUGGAGUUGUUUAAAAAAAAAAAAUCAAUCACAAUCAAUGUUCAUGCAUCACAUGAGUUGGUAUUUUAGAGCAACCUGGUUUACUUUAAGACAAAGAUCUUUGAAUCAACUGGAUGUUUUCCCCGCUGGCUACCAGACUGGUUUUUGCUAUAAUAUUGACUGGAUGUUGGACUAAAUUACUUUACGUUUUUUCAGAAACUAGAAACUUUUUUUUCUGUGCAGGAAAUAGACUGAGACUGAACUCCAACAGAAGCAGGGUGAAGAUGUUUUUGUUCUCAAACACUGAACUUUAACAAGAGCCCUCUCAAACAUGAAGGUACCACAAUGUGCUGUUCACUCUUGCAUGAAGACACUUCUCUGAUAAAAUACUAACUCUGGGUUUUCCACACAGAAUUUAAUCAGUAAAUCUUUUCAGCGUAUUUGUCAGUUGCAAACAUGCAUGUGUCCAGUGGAGAUGGCUGAUUAUAAAAUGAGAGAUUAUCUGCUUUACUUGGUAAAUCACUGAGGUCUGCUGGGAAACUCAGAAUGAGAAAUACAAUCUGAUUUAAUUUGUCUUGUUGAACGCAACAGGAAGAAUGAUGACGGAGGAACAACAAGCAGAUAUCCAAUCAGAUGCUGCCACAAAGACAUUAUACACCUUUCAUUGUGGAAGAAGUUGUUUACACGCAAAUUUGUUUAAGAUGUACCUGUUUUUGUUCUUUAUUCCUAAUAACUGCCUGUUAUAAUGAAUCAACAUGAGAACUGUUGGUACUGGGUGGUGAAGUAAGGCUCUCUAGAGGCUGAAAUAAAGAACUACAGAUCAACAGGGAAUAUUUAUAUGACAAUAAACAGCUAAACUUCAA
Molecule: messenger RNA, 8455 nt
Organism: Seriola aureovittata
Lineage: Eukaryota; Metazoa; Chordata; Actinopteri; Carangiformes; Carangidae
Product: rho GTPase-activating protein 24-like
Exons: 9
Coding region: 4156-6267 (703 amino acids)
Biological process (GO): wound healing, spreading of epidermal cells; activation of GTPase activity; negative regulation of ruffle assembly
Cellular component (GO): focal adhesion
Molecular function (GO): GTPase activator activity
Source: RefSeq, a predicted model, not a curated record